AUGUUGGUCUAUGAACGGCUUUAUCAUGGAAGCUUAGAUAAGCUACUCUUUGGAAGAUCAGAUGGUCGUUUCAUGGACUGGUCUAAACGUUUGAAGGUUGCCCUGGGUGCUGCCAGAGGUCUAGCUUUCUUACAUGAUGAAGGACCGUUUCAGGCCACGUACAACGAGUUCUCAACUUUGAACAUCCAAAUAGAUAAAGGUUUCACUGCUAAGCUUUCAGGAUAUGGUUGUGUUGGCUUCAAUACCGAGGAGAUAUCUAAUGCACCUAUGUCUGCAGCAAACCUUUCGGUGGAGACCUUGGAGAAGGGUUUACUCACUCCCAAGAGAAAUGUAUGGAGCUUUGGAGUCAUGUUACUGGAGCUAAUAACUGGAAGGAAGAACCUUGAUCCCAAUUAUUCCAAAGAAGAACACAAUAUUUUCAGCAGGAGUAGGCCUUUCCUUACUGAUGAUAGUCACCUAUGUCUUAUCAUGGACUCCCGUAUAAAAGGGCGCUUUCCCACUAAGGCUGCUCGGAUAGUAGCAGACAUCAUUUUGAAAUGCCUGCGUAAGGAUCCAUCAGAGAGGCCUACCAUGAGGGAUGUUGUGGAGGCCCUAGCAAGAGUCCAGGAAAUAAUGGUUCCGUGCAGAUAUCCUCUGCAAGAACCUUUUUUUGUGCUCGAAUUGGGUGGAAGCAGCGUGCCGAGUGGGCCUUGUGCUCGGUGUGUGGCUACUCUUCUAAAUGAAAUGAAGCGCCGGGGCAGUGACUGCAGAUUUGGUGUUGUCACCAUGAUCUGGAAUGGUGGCAGCAGCUGUGUUUGA
Zea mays is the source of this 798-nucleotide messenger RNA. RefSeq names its product probable serine/threonine-protein kinase PIX7. Gene Ontology annotation, biological process: protein phosphorylation. The record is from RefSeq and is a predicted model, not a curated record. NCBI's taxonomy places the organism in Eukaryota, Viridiplantae, Streptophyta, Magnoliopsida, Poales, Poaceae. The transcript is spliced from 5 exons. Gene Ontology annotation, molecular function: protein tyrosine kinase activity; ATP binding. Bases 1 to 798 code for a protein of 265 amino acids.